Messenger RNA from Diabrotica virgifera virgifera (western corn rootworm), 22961 nucleotides. RefSeq names its product stress-activated protein kinase JNK (gene bsk). NCBI's taxonomy places the organism in Eukaryota, Metazoa, Arthropoda, Insecta, Coleoptera, Chrysomelidae. Gene Ontology annotation, cellular component: cytoplasm; nucleus. The transcript is spliced from 9 exons. Bases 267 to 1427 code for a protein of 386 amino acids. Gene Ontology annotation, molecular function: JUN kinase activity; ATP binding. Gene Ontology annotation, biological process: protein phosphorylation; JNK cascade. The record is from RefSeq and is a predicted model, not a curated record.
AACAUUUUUUACUUGUCACAUCUGACAGAUCUGACCGUGAACCAUAACUUUUUCCGAUGUUGUCCGGUAUUAUGUUAGAUUUUAUUGUUUUUAUGAAUGUUUUCGACUGAAUUAAAAUAGUUUUAAUAAUUUACUUAAGUGUAGCUGUGUUUGUAAAAUAAAUCUUCAACAUUUACUUCAAACUUUUGUUUAUGCCGUCCACCACAAGGAUUUGAUAUGGAUUCUUCAUGACAAUGGCCUUGACUGAACAAGGCUAAAGACAAAAGAUGUCACGAUUGUCCCAAUUUUACACCGUCGAGGUGGGCGACACGAAAUUUACCAUUCUAAAGAGAUACCAAAACCUGAAACCCAUUGGAUCUGGAGCUCAAGGGAUAGUUUGCGCUGCAUUGGACACAGCAACUCAACAAAAUGUGGCUAUUAAGAAGCUCAGUCGACCGUUCCAGAACGUCACGCAUGCCAAAAGAGCAUACAGGGAAUUCAAACUCAUGAAACUAGUCAACCACAAGAAUAUAAUCGGUUUAUUGAACGCUUUUACGCCACAGCGGACACUAGAGGAGUUCCAAGAUGUUUACCUAGUUAUGGAGUUAAUGGACGCGAACCUCUGUCAAGUAAUUCAGAUGGAUUUGGAUCACGAGAGGAUGAGCUACUUGCUCUAUCAGAUGUUAUGUGGCAUUAAACAUUUACAUUCCGCUGGAAUUAUACAUAGGGACUUAAAACCCAGCAACAUAGUAGUGAAAUCAGAUUGUACUCUUAAGAUACUCGACUUCGGUUUAGCAAGAACCGCAGGUACAACAUUCAUGAUGACCCCUUACGUCGUUACCAGAUACUAUAGGGCGCCUGAAGUCAUAUUAGGUAUGGGAUAUACCGAAAAUGUGGAUAUUUGGAGUGUUGGUUGUAUCAUGGGGGAAAUGAUCCGUGGGGGAGUACUGUUUCCUGGCACUGAUCACAUAGAUCAGUGGAAUAAAAUUAUAGAGCAACUCGGCACACCAUCGCAACAAUUCAUGGUGCGGCUGCAACCAACUGUCCGAAACUAUGUCGAGAACAGACCGAGAUAUCCAGGAUUCACGUUCGAGAAACUCUUCCCUGAUGUACUUUUCCCAUCGGAUAGUAAUGAACACAACAAACUAAAAGCUUGCCAAGCCAGAGACUUGCUUUCGAAGAUGUUGGUGAUUGAUCCUCUGAGUAGGAUAUCUGUGGACGAUGCACUUUUACACCCUUAUAUUAACGUAUGGUAUGACGAACAGGAAGUUAAUGCUCCUGCUCCUGGUCCGUACGACCACAGCGUGGACGAGAGGGAGCACACAGUUGAACAAUGGAAAGAACUUAUUUACCAAGAGGUCAUGGAAUACGAAACUUCUCACGGAAGAGGAGCAUCUUCUAGUUCUCAACUAAGCCCCGCUGUCAAUAGUGAACCCAACGGUUAUUGAUUUCGAAGCACAAAUCCAACUUCAUCUAGUCUAGUGUUAAAAGUGUAUUUAUAAUAAUUGUUAACACCAACGACAAACUAGUUAUUCACAAUAAAAAUUUAUGAUUAUAUAAAAAAACAAAUAAGGACUAAAAUUAUUUAGUCUCCCCUGUAUAAUAAUAUACUCAUGUCUAAUCAGUAGGAGUGUGAUAUAUAAUAAAAUAAAAAUGAAGAAUACUAGUUUGCAUUUACCUUCAGUUCUUCGGGUCUAUGAAAAAAAUUAGGAUUUUAUAGAUUUCUGCGGUCAGUGUCAGAUUCAAUAAAUCGAAAUCCAGCUUUGGAUCAAGUCGUUCUUGAUUAAUUCAAUAAAGAAUGCUCCUUAACUUUUUUACUUUUCUGUUUACUUAAAAGGGGAGGUAAUUUGUCGGUAAAGUUUGUUUAGCAGUAAAUGGUUGACUUCAAAUAGUACCGACUAUAAACAUCCUGUUUUAACCGAUAAUAGUAUAAAAGGCCCGGUUUCAGGUAAAAUUUAAAUAUAUUUGAAUGUUUGUUUUUCUAUAAUCUUAGCAAUUAAAAUAGAUUUAAUUUAUUUUAAAACUCAUUUGAAAACAUUAAUUUCGGGUAUAUAAGGCAAAGCAAUAUAUUUUACAUCCGUUUUUUUGUUUUUGUCGUCGUAAUUAUUGUAAAUUUUGUGCAUCCUUUGCUUUAUUAUAGGAGUACCGUCUAGUCAGUGUUAAUUGUCAAAAGACCAACUUUGCCUACCUCGUUUGCUUAUCGCUCCCGACCGGCCUUAACAAUUGGCCAAGUCAGAUAAAUUUAAUAAUAUUUACGACCUCACUAAUUGAAGUCAACCAUUUACUGCUAAACAAACUAUAACGGUAUAUCAAGUAUUUAAUGUAACCAGAAACAAAACCAGUCAUCAAUAUAUGGAAGCAAUGCAACUGUAAAUGAAGAGGAAAAAUUAGCUUUAACUCCCAAAAUUCAUGCCUGGCCACAAAACUUUAAGUAACAAUCAGUGAAUUACUCGAUAGAGGGAAAACGGGGCCCCGGAUGCAGAAAAACGGCUUAGGAACCUCUGCCAGUGGUAUAGAGUGAGCCCCACGACACUUUUGGGUUAGCUGUGUUUAGUAAAAAUCAUGCGACUGAUCGCCAAUGUUCUGGGACGACAAGGCACUUACAGAAGAAGAAGAAGAUUGCUCAAAAAUUACACGGUAUAAAGUUGGAAGGCGAUUUAUUGAAAAAGGCAAUAGUUGAAAGUGCAAAAGGUUAAAAUAAGCACAUUUUACAUGUGGAUUCACAACCAUCAUAGUCCAGGGCUCAUCUGUUUUGAGAUGGAAGUUGAGAGGUGACUCAUAUUUUUUUUUCAGAAAUUGCUUGGAAUUAACUCAUAUAAUAAUAAUUGAGUUAUCCUCCCCCUCAAGAAGUUCCGGAAAAUUGUUUAAAUAAUCAAAAUGUCAAAAAAUGAAGGAAAAAUUCGAUUUUUUUCUUCGUUUUUUGAUUAUAACUUUAAAAAUAUUCACUUUCGAGAAAAGUUGCACUGACAUAAAAGUUGUGUAAUUAAAUUUCCUAUAAUAUAGGAUUGGUUAAAAUUUUUAAAAAUUGUCACCCUUGUUGCAAAUAGCAAUAAUUGCGAAAAAACCAUACAAAAACAAGUACAUAUUAGCAUUUUACGUUUUCAACCAUUUAUGCUACACUUGGGACCUUCAUAUUUUACCCAGAAAAACUUUAUGAUAUAAUAAAACAAUACUGUAAAUUUCAUUAAGAUCGGUUCAAUAGAUUUUGCAAAAUAAAUUUUGCAACCAACUUUCGCAAAAAAAAUUCAUUUUUUCAAAAUGUUGGAGGACUGACAAUAAAGCAGAUAACAAGUUGAAUUUUUUUUUACAUAUUAUAGAAGAAUACUGUACCUUUCAUUUGCAGUUUGCAAAAUUAAAAUCAGUUAACUACUACGGCGUCAGGAAUUUUUUUAAAUAAACAUUAAUUUUGGUGCUACGCGCAGGACAGUGGUGUUCGAUUCACACAAGUUGAUUUCCACCAAAAUUUCUUCCAAUCUUUAUCUCAUCUAUUAUUUUCUUAGUGUAUAUUUUGUUGUAUUUUAAUAUUUUAAUUCCACAAAAAUCAAACUAAUUUGAUUAUUGUUUGUGAAAUAUUGUUUAAACAAUUGCAUAUGUUUAAAAAUAAUAAACUUUUAUUCUCUAAGUUAAAAUAUGAACAAAUUAAGUUUUUGCUAAAAAAGUGUAAUUUCAAAGGACAGAGUAUGUGUUUUUAUUUUGCAAUAAACAAAUUUAUUUAUUUAUAUCGAAAUGUACUAAAAAUUAAAAUUUAUCAAUCAUUAUCAAAGGCCAUUGGAAUGUCCAAUCAGAGCAAACGUAUCCGCUGUCCUGCGCGUAGCACCAAAAAUUAAGGUUUAUUUAAAAAAAUUCCUGACGCCAAGAUAGUUAACCGAUUUUAAUUUUGCAAAUUUAUAAUGAAAGGUUAAUUUUGGUGUUAAUUUAAUAUUACAGUAUUCUUCUAUAAGUAAUUCAACUUGCUGUCUGCUUUAUUUUCAGUCCUGUAACAUUUUGAAAAAAUUAAUUUUUUGUGCGAAACUUGGAUUGCAAAAUCUAUUAAACUCAUCUUAAUGAAAUUUACAGUAUUUUUUUAUUAUAUCAUAGAGUUUUUCUGGGUGAAAUAUGAAAGUCCUAAGUGUAGCAUAAAUGGUUGAAAUACGUAAAAUGCGAAUAUGUACUUGUUUUUUUAUGGUUUUUUUCGCAAUUAUUGCUGAUUUGCAACAAGGGUAACAAUUUUUAACUAAUCCUAUAUUGUAGGGAAUUUAAUUACGCAACUUUUAUGUCAGUGCAACUUUUCUCGGAAAUGAAUACUUUUAAAGUUAUAAUCAAAAAACGAAGAAAAAAAUCGAAUUUUCCAUUCAUUUUUUGACAUUUUUAUUAUUUAAACAAUGUUCCGGACCUUUUUGAGUGGAAUAACUCAAAUAUUAUUAUAUGAGUUAUUUCCAAGCAAUUUCUGUAAAAAAAUAUGAGUUACCUCUCAACAUCCAAAUGUACUAAUAUUUUUACAGAUGCUCCCUGGUCCAUCAGUAAAACUAGGAAGUAGUUUCUAUUUUGUAAUAGAGUCAAGUCCUAAUAAUUAAGUAAAUUAGCGAUUAAUAACAUUCUUGUCCUAAAUGUCCUUUUCCAAUCAAUUUUCUAUGGAAAUUAACACUGUAGUACGUUCAUUAUCAAGACAAGCUCGGGUGCCUGAUCGGUAGAUAUGUCCUGUCGUCGCAGCUUGAAAUUAAUUUCUAACCAAUGACAAGGUGCGACGACGCUACACACGCACCUCCGUGUCUAAAACUGGCAUCUGAGCUUAUCUUGAGAACGAACAUAGUAUAGAUUAAACCAAAAAAUAUGAAUUAUAUUAUCUUUAGGUUAGGCGUUUUAGAAGCAAAACAAGGUCUAAUUUCAUUUUGAGUACAUCGAAGUUUAGUUUUUUCAGAUUAUCAGACGAUACUAUCAGGAAUACCAAAUUUGAAUUUUGCUUACGUGAAAUUUGAAUUUAUUUUUCGUUCUAAUUCUUACGUCUCAUAUUAACUGUAAUAUUCUCACUACAAAGUAAGGCAUUGUCAUUUAGCAGACUUUCAAGGUAGAUAACAAAUUAGCAAAAAAACAAAAAAAUUACCAACUAAGAUCACUAGCCAGUUGUGUCUGAGUUUAGAGAACCGACUAUAUCCAACAAAUCACAUAUGCUAGAUAUCCAAAGGAAAGGAAUAUGGAUAGUCCAUACUUCAAAGCAAAAAAAUCCUAUUGCCUAAUCUAUUGGUUAAGAUGGCCAGAAGAUAGACGUUUCCAUCCAAUAGCGGAAUAUAAUAUCAAUAGGGAACUUGCAUAAAAUUUUAAAUUCGAAAAAAAAAGUUAUAAAUCACAAUAGAACAUAAUUUAAAACAUGUAUCAAAGAUAAAAAAGUUUUAUUUGGCUUUCGUUUGGCCCCUAAAGACGAUUAAAAAUUAAAAUUAUUCCAGCCAGGCCAAAACGCGUCGUGACGUCAUCCGUUUAUAUAUUUACAUUCUUCCAACAAAGUAAACAGAAUUUUAAAUUAGACGUUAUAAACAUCAGUAGAAAAUACAGUUAUGUGACGUUACAAGUGUUUUUGAUCGUUUGAACUAUUCAUAGAAAACUUGUACUUUUACAAAAUGGUUUUAUUUUCCGUAGUAAACCUUCUUUCCUUUCCUUCAAUAACUAUAUCAAACUUCAAUGUCAACAAACUGGUAUAUAUUAUUACAAUGACAUACGAUAAAUGUUUAUAAAUAUAAAUAUUUUUCCUUUAUUCCGCGACGAGGUAUACCCAAGUAGGUGGAGGCCAAUAAACUAAAGCAGAAGAAUAUAGAAUACAAAAGACUUUAAAUUUGUACUUCUAAGUUAUUAUGAGUUUUUGAAUCGUAAAAUUUUGGAAAUCUCAUUUUUAUACAAAACUGAACAUUAUUAUGUAAUAAAAAAAAUGUGCAAGUUCCCUAUUGACAUAUCCAGAAGUUAACAAGUAUCUUCUAAUAUUUGUAAGAAGAACAUUCUGGCCCCGAAAUCUCCAAGAGUAGUAUCAAGAGAUAUCUGUUAAACAAAUAUGAUCGCCUACAUUCGAUAAUCGGACAUAGUGUACUGCAAAAAGAACUUGUUUUUGCUUCUACUUUAACUUUGUAACAAGCGCUUUGCAAAUAUUUCGUAAAAUUAAAAAAGCCAUGCUACGCCCGUGCCUUUACCACCAUACCAGUAAAAGUAAAUCGUUGUAUUAGGUAUAUAUAGAAAUUAAUUUAAAAAGAUAAGCCAUUACUCAAAUUUGGCAAUAAAAAUAGUUUAUUAACUUUCAGUAUAUAAGGAAAGAAGUUUGGACUUGCUCUAUUUUGAUUUUUUUCAUAGACCCAGUUCCCUCAAGUCUGUAGAUAUUGGACUGAAACAGUUUGACAAACUCGGUGACUGCUAUUACAGCCAAGACAUAACAAAUAUUUAAUAAUCAUUCCUACUCCUUGUUGUCUGCAUGCAUGUCCAUAAAUUGCAUGUUUAUGAAGGCUAAUAAAAUUAAUUUAACCCGCGAGCAGUCGCGCCGUCAGAUAAAAUCUAACAUUUUCUCUAUUUUCGCGAUAACUUGAUGAAAAAUUUUGCAAUUUUGAAAAAAAAAUUUAAGUGUCUCGAGGAAGGGUGUAGUAAUGCGUAGGUAUUUUUUUAUUCUUCUUUUUGUGGAAUUUAUGACUUAGGGGAGAGCCAAUUAGCUUUAAUAAUUGAAGACACAAGUGCAUGAAGGGUCUAUGUGACAAAUUUUUCAAAACAUGUUUUUUAUGUUAAAAGUAAGUUGUUUGAACCUAAAAAUCUUUCAAACAAGCCAAACACGUUUUAAAAUUAAUAUUUUCUAAGUUACUAGAGCGUAAAGGAUCUAUGUACACAGUAAAUUUUAAAAUGUAAGUGCAUAAAGGAUCUAUGUACACUUUUUAUAUAAAGUGCGGUGGAAUAAGUGUUGCCCCCCCUGUUAACUUGUUUAUUUUAAGAAUAUAAGCAAAACGCUCGGACAGGUCGAUUUUUAAACUAACCACAGUAUAUUAUAGCAUCAACGUUUCGAACUUUUAGGCGAUCCCUCUUCAGGUGACAGCCAUAACUUUGGUUUUUUUAGAUGGUAAAGUACAUCAUGUGACACCUCAUUUAACAGCUUUUGAAAUACUGAUUUCAAAAAUGUAUAAUACUUUAAUCCUUUUUGAGAUCGUAGGCGCAAAAUUUCGCUCGAACACUUUUUAAACGCAUUUAUUUUUUUCGAAUUCUGAGAAAACUAAUAAGUAUUUUUGAAAAAUUUAAACGCAGAAUGAAAGAUUAUAUUAGUACCAAGGGCUGACAGUCCCUUAGAAUAAACAAAAAGUUUCUUUUGAAUGAUAUAUUUGAAAUUAAAAAUCACACUAAAUUUUCUCUUUUUUUCACCACCGUGACUUAUUAAAAUAAACAUUAUAGGAGUUCUCAGGGACUUUGGACCAUCGAGAAUACUGUAAUAUUUCAUUCUGCGUUUAAAUUUUUCAAAAAUAUUUAUUAGUUUUUUCAGGAUUCGAAAAAAAUAAUUGCAUUUAGAAAGAAUUCGACCGAAAUUUUGCGCCUACGCUCUCGAACAGGAUUAAAGUAUUAUACAUUUUUAAAAUCAGUAUUUUAAGAGCUUUUAAAUGAGGUGUCACAUGAUGUACUUUCCCAUUUAAAAAAAUCAAAGUUAUGGCUGUCACCUGAAGAAGGAUCGCGUAAAGUUCGAAACGUUGAUGCUAUAAUAUACUAUGGUUAGUUUAAAAAUCGACCUGUCCGAGCGUUUUGCUUAUAUUCUUAAAAUAAACAAGUUAACAGGGGGGCAACACUUAUUCCACCGCACUGUAUAAGAAAUAUAUAAUAAAUAUUUUUUUUAAUAGUGUUAAAAAAUAUAUUCGUUUUAGGACUACCUAUCCUAUAAAUAUAGUCUAUUUAGAUCUUAUAGUUAAAAAGUUCUAGUAUAAAAACUUUGACUUCAUUGUUCUCGAUAACUUGCAAAUGUCACAUAGACCCUUCAUGCACUUGUGUCUUCAAUUGUUAGAAAUAAUAUUUCUAACAUAGCAAGUAAAUAAAAAUACUAUAAAAUAAAAAUUUGUUGUAAAUUCGUAUUUAAAUUCGUAUUGUGAGAUAAAAUCUAGCACGCGACUGUUCACGUUACAGAAGUGAGCGCGACUGCUCCCGGGUUAACUAAACUUUGUAAGAUGAAAUUUGAAAACUGCGCAACAGAGAAAAUGAACAUUUUAAAAUUCUUUUUUUAUUAAUAUCUUGACUUAAAUAUGUACAAAGAUGUUUGUAAAUACGAGGGUCAUUUUUAAAAUAAGAUUCCCUCCGCCGCUGAGAAAGAAUGAGGCGUGCUAGAAAAAAUCUGGCAACACUGCUUUACAUAUCAAUUCUCCCUCUUUCCUACCCCACCAGUUUCGCCUCGUUGCAGUGCUCAGUAUCGGUCUAGCAGCGUUCGAAGAUGGAGGUCAUAGUCGUACCGCCAAUGUGAAAUUCAUGCUGUGAUAAGUUUUUUAAAUGCAAAAUCGAUAUUUAUUGUCAGUUAAUCAAAGUUUAUGGGUAAAAGUGCAUAGGUAUCUGUUCAAAAUGCUCGCAAAUGGUGUAGAGAAUUCAGUGAAUGCCGAGUGAAAAGACUUCAGAUUCAUCGUGAAUUUCCAUUCGGUCUUCACUGAAUUCUCUACACCAUUUGCGAACAUGUUGAACAGAUAAUAUGCACUUUUACCCACAAACAUUGAUUAACUGACGAUGAAUGUCAAUACGUGAGAUCCAUUUUGCAUUUAAAAAACGUAUCACAGCAUGAAUUUUACAUUGGCGGUAACAGCGACCGCGACCUCUAUCUUCGAAGGCUACUAGGCCGACACUGAGCAACGCAGCGAUGCGAAAGUGAUGGGGGUAAGAGAGAAGGAGAGUUUAUGUGUAAGACAGUGUUGCCAGAUUUCUCCCAGCACGUCGCAUUCGUUUUCAGUGGCGUAGGGAAUGUUAUUUUACGAACAACCCUAGUAGCAAGAUUUUACCUGUAAUAGCAGUCACUGUUUGUGAAACAACACACUAAGAAACGGUAGCAUGCAUUUUCAAAAUUCUCCUGUUAUAUUUUCCUUUUAAAAUAACUACUUGAUGACUGAUAGUGCCUUUUGUUUCUUAUUUUGUCUUAGUGUUUUUGCUAACUUUAGAUAAUGCAUAAAUUUUCGUUGGAAUACUUUCAUAUUUUGAUGUAAAGAAUCUUUUAAUAAAAACUAGGCUUCAAAUAAAAAAAAUGUGCGUAUGUCUUUAAUAUUUUUGACGUUUAAACGUUUUAUGUUAUCUCACAAAGAGAGUUUUCGUAAUUUUAAAUCAAAAGAGUGAAAAAUCGCUAUAAUAUCAAUAUUAUUUUUGGAAGGAUGAGUAGCCUUUGGAAGGUUGAGCAGUGGAUGAGAAUUGCCAAGAGUAGAAAUCGAUGGAAGCAAAUGGAAGAGGCCUAUAUCCAGCAGUGGACGAACACAGGUUGAAGAAGAAGAUCAAUAUUAUAGCUUUGUUGCAAAUAUUCAGUUUUAGAAAUGAAAUAUUCCACACUGUUAUAGCUCGGUGAAUUUGAUUAAACAGACUUUCAAUCAUCUUUUUCAUAACUAAUUUACAAUAUUGACCCACCAAGCUACAAGCUACAAACUAGAUCCACCAUGCUACAAUCUAGAUCCACCUUCAACCGGAUAGGGGCCUUCUUCAAGUCCUCUGUCCGUUUUUAUGGUGGAAUCGUAGACCUUGAACAAAUAUAUUUGUUAGUUUGUUAUUGGGAGAAGAAGCAUUUACAUUUAUAUGCAGAAGAUUGGUAGCAUUUGAGAUGUGGCUAAAUCGGAGAAUACUAAUUGUCUUAGAUACGGCCACUUGGGAAGUCAGUGUAGGAGUCAGCCAAGAUGUAACAGAUGCCAAGAACAUCAUAAUUUUGAAGAUUGUACGAAAGUUGAGUUCACACAAGUAUGUUUCAGCUACGAGAAUACUUAAGAUCCUGUGGCCUGACCAAUUCACAAAUGAGGAAGUCCUCAGAAGAGUGACGAAGAACCAAGAGCUACUGACCACCAUCUUUCGAAAGCCACAAUUCUUUGGACAUAUUAUGCGAAGUCAAUCCAGCUAUGCCUUCCAACAGCCACUCUGCAAGGAAAAAUAUUUGAAACAGGAAGAAAAAGAACAUCCUGGUAAAGCAACUCAGAACCUGGUUCAACACAACAUCUGUGCAGCUUUUCCACGCUGCUGCAGAUAAGAUAAAGAUUUCCAUGAUGAUCGUCAACAUUUGUCGCGGAUAGGCACAUCAAGAAGAAACCCAUUUAAGUUUGGUGGUUGGGUUGAUAUACUCUUAUAUCAUCAUCGCUUGUCUCAUCCUGCCCACCUUCAAUAUUAUAAUUUAUCCAAAAAAAUUAAGACGCUAAAAAACCGAGAAUGCCCGUGCUAUAUGUAUAUAUUCACAUAGCGCGCCUAGUUUUUAAUAGAUCAUUCUUACCAAACCAAAAAAAUUAUCUCGAAGAUAUGAAAAACAAGACAUGGAUGUUAAAUGAGUGUAUCUAUUUUCACAGUAUUAAGUGUCUUUAUAUACUAUCUAGAUCGUGUGCGAAGCAAAGUAUUGUAGGCCGGUUUUUGUUAGUGUUCAUUCGAUAUCAUCAUUUCAAAAGGUAAAAAAUACCCGAAAAAUGUUCUAAGUACUUAAAAGUAUGUUGAGAAAGACAUUCAAAUAUAAAAUUUAGCAAUAUUUGGUCACUCUAAUGAUCGCUGAUGUCGAAUAAACAUCGGUUUAACCAUUUCUGAUAGAGAUUUACAAUGUAUUCCUAUUUAGAAGAAGAAGAGACUGAUUUUGGAUGUAUAAUUAAAAAAUAAGAAAAGAUGCUGUGAUAUUUAAUCUUUAAUUGUGUUUUUAAUAUCUUCGAGAUUACAAGCAGAGUAAAGCUUGAUGCAAGAAAAAAAUUCAUUUGAUAAAUUUAAGCUUUUACAUUAGUUAUUAGGAAAUUAUGGUCAAUCUAGCGAUGCCAUAGAUUCUUAAAUAUUUGGACAAGAAGUAGUACAAUAUUAUGCUUUUAAUUUCCAAGUUACCACUGCACCAACUAUAAUACUACCUUCUUUCACAAGAUAAGCUCGAGAGACGUCAUCGAUGGGUGUGUUGUGUCGUUGCAGCUUGUCAUUGGUUGAAGAUUAAUGUCUAACCAAUGACAAGCUGUGACGACCCGACACGCUGACCGAUCAGUAUCACCUCGAGCUUAUCUUCUGGGUCUUUAUUCCGUACUCAGUUGUCCUAAGAGUUGGAUGCCACUCUAUUUACAAAUUAUAGUAUAAGUUACGAGUUUUCUGCGUCGCACAUAGGGGUAUUUGACCGAUCUGGCUGGCCAAAAGUCUAUUUUGUCAAACAUCUUUUGGGAUAACAUAAACUACGUGUUCUAUUAGCCCGAUAGUUGCUAUACACUGGGCAAAAUCUUUCCCGGUCCCACGAUAUCGCCUACUCAGGUAAUAUCCAGUCAAAACUUGACCAUCAUCGUUCAUAGUGUAAACGAUUUUCGCUAUUAAAGUGUGAUCGCUAAGUUUGAGAUUAAAUACUAUUUACUGGGUGAUUGUUACAGUGUAAACAAUUAUGGAUCUUGAAAAUACAGGUAAGAUCACAUAUUAAUAUGUGUAAUUUUAUACUAUAUUUGUACAAUGCGGUUUCUAAGCAGCGUAUUGAACUUUAUCAUUUUUUUGUUUAAAAUUUGAUUUGUUUUUAAAAUGCUAAAAGAAAUUAGUUAUACUUCAGGGUGCUUCCCGGUCAUAUUUUUUAUUGGGAUGAAUUUGAUAGGCCUCUUGAAAUAUGAUGGUAGAGAAAUCACCUGCUAUUUUUUGCUCUUUUUCGUUAUAUUUACAUUUAAAUUGAGGUAGUCGUAAGAACCAAAUUGCACAAACCUAAUUUUUUUUCAGCUGUUAACACAACUCUUGUUUGUUUUAGACAUGAUAAGUGGUUCAAAUUACAGAGUUUUUUCUAGAAAAAGAUUAUACGAUAAAAUGCAAGAACAAAACUUGCCGAAUUUUAAGCAAAAAUAAAUUAUUUAGAAAAUGAGCUUUUAACACAUGAAGAUUAGAGUCAAGACCAAAUAAAAGAGUUGAAGCGUAAAAGCGACUUUAUAAGAUGGUCAAAAGCUAAUAGACAGCCAGCCAAAUUCUUAGAAGCCACAUAAGCCCGAAAUAAACAUUUCAGGAUGUACCGUAACAGCUUUGCACGACAAUUUUCAAGGGUGGAAUGCAAUCUAGACUUCUGUUAAGCUCUGAUCCUUUAAUAACUUGUUUAAGACCAAAACAGACAAAAUCCUCAAAAUCUUUUUCAAAGGAAACUAUCGAAAAGUUCAUUCCAGCUGAUUUAGACGAAAAUGUUAAUAAACUCGGACUCCGAAGAACUAGCUGAAGAUGAAGCAGAUGACUCAGAAGAACCAUGGAAUUUAUCGUCUAGUUGAUGUUAUUUCAAUUUAAUUACAAUUUUUUAUUACAUUUACAGUUGCAUUUUUGUUUAUUUUUGCUUGUACAUAAAAAUAUUCUAUACCUACUCGUUUUUUUUUUUAAUAAACUAUCAGAGAUAAUUUCCUUUCAUGCAAAAUAUUAAAAGAAACAUUAAAAUUAAAUAAUAACACGAUAAAUCAUUUUGGCCAGCCAGAUUGAUGAAAUACCCCUAUGUGCGUCGUUUGGUUAUCAUUUCUGAGACAAAGUGUCAAUCCUGCUUUAUUUUGAAAGUUCUGGGUUGUUUAUCUGUUGAUAUUACUAUUAUAAAAUUCAUAUUAGCCUUAGUAUUUUAACUCAGUUGAAUUUUGUUCUAUGGUCUUUUGUUUUCAUUCAUUUUGUCGACCUACUGAUUAAAAAGCGCACCACAUGGAAGUCAAAAACUAAAAGACCAAAGGGAAGACCCAGAGUUAUGGAGGACCAGGUGAUGAGGGACAUCAAAAUCCUGAAAGUAAGAAACUAGGCACAUGUCGAAAUAAGUGGAAAAAAAUUGUAACGAAAGCCAAGUCAUACAACAAACUGUUGACAAUAUACAAGAAGAAUGAAGAGUGAUUCACCACAAUAAGCGAAUCAGAGAACUCUAAGUAAGAGCGGCAAACAUUCCAUCCGGAUUGAAAAGCCUUGAUAAUAAUGAUUUUAUAAAAAUUAGUAAAAAUUUCAUAAUUUCUAGAUGCCAACAGUAAGUUACAUAGAUUUUUUCCAGAAUCUGUUCAUUUUUACGGUAGGUUGGCUGCUACAGUAAUCUCCAGCUUCAAAAAACCAUCGAAAGAUUCUCAAUUUCGUACCGUUUGAGUCCAACAGGUGUGGCGACCGAUCACGGCACGAUACUUCGUUAAAAAUCAAUAACUUCUCAGUAAUAAUGGUUGGUUCUUCCUAUACAGCUGUUAUUUUACCUAAUCUAUCGACCCUCAUCCUUUUUUCGGGGUUGAGACCGGCACUAAAGAUGUCAAAUCUCAAAAAAAAAUGCCCAGGUGCGGAGUGUGCAUAUCUUCCAAAUAUUGUCUACUUAUUUUGACCAAAAGUUUCAUUCUUAAAAAUAUUUAUGAUUUUAUUGAAGCUUAAAUUUAUCAAAAUUACAAUCAAAACUGGAUGUAUAAAACGCAUAAUAUCGGAUAUUUAGCAGUCUGCUUUUUACGAUGCCGAUAUUUUUUAAAUUGCAUCAGUUACUGCCUCAUCCACCCUCAAGCAAGACUAUGAUUUAGGAAACCAGGGUACACACUUCAGUCUCAACCAGUCCGUAGUGCGAAAAUGGCUCUUAACAUUUGUAAAGUUUGUUUUAAGAAUUAAAAUUCUUGCUAAUUCCUAGAGUUAAAAAUAUGUAGUGAUUUAUUUUGUGUAUUUAGUAGUAAAUAUUCAGGGUUAUUACAGAUUGCGUAAGACAUUUAAAUACAGAUCUUUCUAAAAACAAUCACAAGCAAUGAUGAAAGGAAAAUUCUCCUGUUAAUGAUCCCAUACUAAACCAUGAGGAAAGAACCGGGAAAAAAACCUCAUACUAUCCCGACAUGUGGCAAGUAUUUGACCUUACAUUUAGUUUACUCUCAAUAUUAACACCAAACUGAUUUUAUAUGUAUGUUAUUUUAAAACAUAAAUGAUAUAUACUCGAUAUGUUAUUGAUUUACUAAUAGUGGUAUUUUCUUUCUAUUGAUUUUUCUGAUGGAUAUUCUUAAGUCUUAAGUUGUUUUAUGUAGUCUAAUGAACUAUCUUCCAAUAAAGUCGUCCCAGGAACAUAACUCAUAAAUAUUGGCAAUAUCAUUUUAAAGUCAUCUACUUUAAAAUGUAUAAUAUAUGUCUGAAUUGUCAAUAUGAAUGAGUCACAUAAAAUUAAACUACUAGAUUUUUUACCAAGUAACAAAACCAUAAUUUGUUUAAUUUAUGAGAACGAUUGUAUUUUGAAAACGAUUUCUGCAGUGAAAAUUAAAACGUCAAAUAAACUUGAUUUUAAAGUAAAAUUGUGGUUUAUUCCUAACAAAAAUAGUAAUUUCGUUAAGAUGUCACAAGAAAACAGCUUCAGAUCAAUAUGAAAAAGUUUAUGGUUGUAGAUCUGCUACAUGAAUUGUCUAAAUUUUCUUCAUUCUCCACAUAAUCAAAUACAUCAUCACUGUUUCGUUGUCUGUAGUUGUUUUGACUACAUAAUCCUGGGAUGACUUGAGAAACAGAUGCGCCACACAAAAUGGAAUAACUUUCUAUUCCGAUAUACCUACUUCAAAAAUGAAUGAAAGCAUUUGGAUUUACGUAUUUGAUGGUGCCCAUAAAGCAGUCUGAAUAUCCUAUUAUUUACAACUAAAGACUAUACCUUCGUUAAUAUCUAGCAACUGGCCUGUUGAAAAGUAGCUUUCCUUCCUAAUAUUUGAAAUUAUCACUAUAAUAUCUUUACUUCACUAGCUUUUAACGAAAUAUUGAUGAUUACAGCAAAAGUAUCUGUCUUCAUAGAAGUGCAUUAGUAUCUAGAUUUUCAUGAAAUAUUCAUUUUUAACCGGAGGCGGCAAAACUAGGACACACUAUGUAUACUUACUGAUCAAUUUUAGGGACCCAUCAUACAUAUUUCAAGCAAACAGUUUUAAAAAUGUUGCGUCUAGCAUGAACAUUGUUUAAACAUUUCAACAAAGGCCAGCUAUCUAAAAGACUCGUUAAUAUUCAUCUCAGCAGGUUACUAUUAUUCGAUGUGUGGAAUUCCGUAAACAAGGGAUCUACCUGUUUUAUGAAAUGAUCCCUUGUUUAUGUAAUUUCACAUCUCGAACAAUAACAUAUCGCUGAGACUAAUAUUAUUGAGUUUCUUAGCUGGUACACAAAUAUAGAUCAACCACAUGAGCAUAACGCAUCAUGUGGUUGAUCUAUAUUUUAAAAUGAACAUAUUGAUGAAAUGCGCAGAUUUUUAAAUUGGUUUUCUUUGUAAUUUAUAUCAAUUUCAUUGAUUUCUUAAACGAUGUUUUGCCGCCAAUAUAUUAAAUUCACUAUCAAUGAAAGUACAAAAACUGAAGUUCAAUGUUAGAAUUGUUUUAACUAAUUUUUAAGUUGUAUGUAUUGCCUGUAAGGAUAUCUAUAAAUGCUCAUAAUUUUAUCUAUAAAGUAUAUAAUAAUAUGACAACUAAAACAAUUGCUUACUCUAUUGUAAAAAUUGCCCAUUGAAAUAAUAGUAAAGAAAUUAUAAAUCUGUGUUACUUUAGUUGGUCAGCAAUUUAGUUUAAUAGUACUUGGAUGACCGGUUUCGAACAAUACAAUUUUGUGCUCAUUUUCAGGGGUCCCGGGUAAUGUUACUUAAUCGCUAAAAUAAAAAUUACAUUUGUUGCUAUUCGCUAUGUGCAAGUACUUGGAGGGGAUAUGAGAAACGAUCGUGCGCAAAUAGCGGAAAAAUCUUGCAACUGUCUUAAAUAAUUCUUAUGGUCAAUUGAAAUUGUCAAAUUGAUGUAUAUUUCAUACCUACUGUCAUUGAAGAAGAAAAAUUAUAUGUUGCUCCACAAUAUUGAUAUGAUAUGCAAUUAUUACAUAAAAGUAAAUUUAAUUAAUAAUUGUAUUUGGCUUGCAGUACUGCAUUUUAAUAAAAUUGUAAUACUACAUAGAAUUCUUUACCUUUUAAUAACAUAACCUCAAUCUUACUUUUUCUUCUUAUAAUUGUUUGGGCUAUGGCCUUGACAAUUAUCCAGCAAUCAGGACUAAUAUAAUUGGCCAAUAUAAUUAAAAAAGUGCGAAAAAUGUUGCCGAGCUAUGAAACCAGGUGGCGCUUUUCCGAACUUGCACGGUCCCAAUAACUUAAGUUAUGCCAAUAUUAGGUGUAUUUAAUUUUGAGGAGUAUAUUGCAAGUAUAAUUACAUUACAGUACAAGAGAUGUGGUCCGUGGUAAGCAUACCAUACUCUUGAUAAAGCCAAGGCAGUGUUUAUUGGGAUAAAACUUUUUAGCAGACCGAUGUUUGGGACAAAUAUACUUAAUUUUACACUUUUUUUUUCUUUUAGCGGUUAAGUAUCUUUAUUGGGGAUCUGAAGAUGAGCAGAACAUUGUGAUAGUCGAAAACGGUCUUUAAGUUGCUAUAAAACUGAUCGUAAAGCUGGGUGCCAAUCACACUCGACAGCGAGAUGAGUUCCCUGCUCUUUCCUGCAAGAAAAUAACUCUACUUCUGGAUGACACCGUUAUUUUUGCUCGACAGCAAAUAUGUUAAAUAUGAUAAACAGUGGGAAAAUAUGAAAUUAAACCAAAACUGAACAGAAAUACUAGAGGUCAUAAUUCUGCAUAUUUUUCUUAUCUUCUUUCGCUCAUUGUUUUCAUAGAAUUUUCGAUAGCCUUAAAUUUUUGGCUGUCCAGACUGUUGUGGCUCGCUAUCAGAGUUUUCCUUCUCUCGGUAUGUGCCCUUAUCAAUUCAAUAUCUAUGUUGUAUACUAUUUUUCCUGUUAUCUUUCAUUAUUGACUUUGAAAAGGCCUUUGAUAGUAUGAACUGAGAUCAAAUGUAGAUGAUUCUGAAAUUAUAUGGAUUACCGAUGAAAUACAUCAACCUGGUUAGAUUAUUCUACAAAGGAUAUAGAGCCAGACUGGAACAUGCGGGAGAAGUGGUAGAAGAUACAAAACGGAGUUAAACAAGGAUGUACACUGUCCCCGCCACUAUUCCGAACCAUAACGAAUUGGAUCAUGAAGAAACUAAGUGACAAAAAAGGUAUGAAGUGGAACUUACAUAACCAGUUGGAGGACAUGGAGAUGAAAUUUGUCUCCUAACCGAACACAGAAACCAUAUGCAGAAAAAGAUCUACAAACUUGCAAAAUACUUUAAUCUAAUAGCUCUUAAGAUAAAUACAGAAAAAAUGAAGCUUUUAAAAAACCAGAACCAAGUAACUAAAAUUAGCCAGGUAACAUAUAGAGAAAACAAUACUCCAUACCAUAAGGAGGGAAGACAGUAGAGUGAGGGAGGGAAGACAGUAGAGUGAGGGAGGGAAGACAGUAGAGUGAGGGAGGGAAGACAGUAGAGUGAGGGAGGGAAGACAGUAGAGUGAGGGAGGGAAGACAGUAGAGUGAGGGAGGGAAGACAGUAGAGAGAGAGAGAGCGUGCGUCUUACUCUUAUAUUACAAAACCAUUAUCUAACCGUUUCCUUCCAAAUUGAGCCCAGUUUUUUUGAUUUAUCUUCUCUGAAAGUUUAACAGGAGUAAAAUGUUUUUCUGAUUGACAAUCAGAAUGUAUUAAUUGAUAGUGAAUACAAAUUAAUGUAUUCUGUAAUGUAGUAUAACUUAUUACCGGCCAUCGCACUCUUCAUGGCAAGUAUGGUAGCUAAUUUAGGAGAAAGUCGUUACAACAAAGAAUUGUUACGUUAGAUUUUAGUCACGUUAUUAUUAAGUUUAUUCAAAUGUUUGUGUAUUGUUUUCCUUUGAACCUUUAUAUUUAUUAUUUAGGUAUUUUAUAAUCCGAAAAGAUUGAGUAUCUUUUUCAUUUAGCAACGAUGGCGAUGUUUAUGAUAAAAUGUUGUAAACAUUAACAUGGGAUUUCAAGGUUUAUCAAAAAUUUAGACUGAUUAAAAACUUUUACAUAAUCUUUACUUUUAUAAGCUGUUUAACCACUAUCUCGAUUUGAUAAAUUCCCAAUCCACAACCCACUAAUCGCUAGAGUCACACUUAAGCUUAAAUAUAUUAGAAAAAUCCAAAAAAUUCAAACUGAAAGUUAAAAAACUGAAGGAAGAUGGUGUAAAAGAGAAAUUCCAACAGAUAAUAUCUAAAAACCUUGAUAAAAUAGACACAAACACCUGUGAGAUCACCAAACAAUGGAAAACCCUAAAAACUAUCUCCUUGUUCCAGGCAACUAGAUGUUAAAAGGGCCGAUAAAAAUGAAAAAUAAUUGGAUGACCGAGGACAUACUGGACAUGAUGGACCAACGGAAACAAGCUAAGAACGAAGGCAGUCACAAAUACAAAAUUAUUAACAAUGAAAUCAGAAAACGAUAAGAGAGACUAAACCCAGAUAACAAUAUAAACUUGUUUCAAACUUGCAACAAGUUUGAUACAUCAAACAUGAAAGCUUGCUGCAAGAUUGCCAUGGCAACUUUGCCAACUUGCAGCAAGUUUAAAUCAAACUUUCUAGUUACAGUGUGACAAACUUGCAUGAAGUUUGUUUUUUCAAACUUGAUACAAACUUGAUAUAACAAACUUGCUGAAGGUUUGUUUUUGUUUUGUUGCAUGAAGUUUGUUUUUUUCAAACUGGAUACAAACUUGCUUAACUUGAUAUAACAAACUUGAUGAAGGUUUGUUUUUGUUUUGUUGCAUGAAGUUUGUUUUGACAUACUAGCAACAAUUUGAAUAAAACAAGGUGAAUAAAAAAUACAAUACAAUAUAUAACUAUUAAUCGCUCAACUAAAAUCUAAAAAUACAAUAUAUUGUCUAAAAUUAUUUAUUGGAACUUACAUUAAACCUGCUAGCUUCAGAUUUCGAUUGUGUUCCGAUGCUCAGUUUUGUCUAUCAGCUCUGAAAUAAAUAAAAGAAAUUGUUAUAAAUUCUUGCUGUGUGAACAGAACAGAAUUAUUAUUUGCUAUUAAAAGAGAUAAAAAGAUGUUGAAGUAAUAAUUUUACAAUGAAACCUAAAAUUUAUUUAUAUAUAAUAUAUAAUUGAUUUUAGAUAGUAUGUAAAUACAGCUAGAAGCUACGAAAAACAUAAAAAAACUUACCUCAAUUUCACCAAAGCAAAAAAGAAUACCAAUCUGUAAUCACCACAAGCAGGUUGGUCUAUGAAAAACUGAAGAAAAGAAGAUUCAGCUUAAUAAUAAUAUAAUUAAUAAGUAUCUAAUAUGUAGUCUCGGAGAAUUGUACUUUAAAUUUAAGUUGUAAAAAACUCGAAAGUAAAAUAUAACAUCUAUGAAUAUAACAUAACAACAUAGGACAUAACCACAAAUCACAAAUUAUCACGGCGUGACAGGUUAUUUUUCCCGUGUUGGCAGCCGUCGAGGAAGCUUUUUCCCUCAACUUAAUUUCCACUUUUAUGAUAAAAUUCCCUCUUAUUUACAAAAUCUGAGAAAAUAUGUUAAAUUAUUUUCAAAUAUUUUGAUUUUUUUAAAUAUUUUACUAUUUGGACUGGAGCAAAAAUUCCCUUUCGAGUUAAAUUUUUGCCUUUUAUGUUGAAAAUCCUCGCAAAAAGGGAAAUUUCCCUCCGGUGGCAACACUUUCGUUGGCGUGGGCGUGGCAUCAGUCAUGGUACCGAACGAAAAUCGAACCGAACCGACCGUAACGUGUAAGUCAAUAAAAUAGAUGGCACGCUUGGCGUGGCUGUGCAGCUGUAAAGCUUGCAGCAAAGUUGCUACAAACUUGAAUCAUCAUCUUUGUCAUAACAAUAUUGCAGCAAACUUGACACAAACUUGCCUCGUCAUAUUUGACGCAGCAAUUUAAAAUCAAAGUAGAAUCAAACUUGCCACAAGUUUACAUGCUAUCUAGGUACAAACUUACUCUGAGGAAAAAUAUAAAGGCUACAUAAAAACUACGUAAAAACGUUGAAGAAAUAGCAGGUUUGCAAAAAAACUAUAAUACAACUCUUUUAGAAAAAAACGGGAACACCAUGAUAACGACUGACGAAAAAUUAAAACGAUGGGAAGAGGAAUAUACAAGAAGGCGCGGGAAGUUUACCCCAUCUGUAGAGGUAGAGGGAAUCGGCGCAUCUUCCGCAGUUUAUUCUGAUUCAAUUAAGGGCUGCCCAAAUAUUUCGGGAACGUUCAAAUUUUUCAGGUUUGUCUGUGAUAUUCAGUAAUGCAGACUUGUUUUACUUUCCCAUUCUUCUCCCCAUCGAGCAUUUAAGUUAAGAUUGAAAUGAUGUAGCGCUUCAGCGGAUGUCAGGAGAAGUAACUUGGAUCGAAGAUGGCUUCCAAGAAUAUCGGGAAUGUCAUUGUAAAUUUAAAGAUUAUGUAAAUGUUUUAGUUAGUCUUUAUUUAUUCAACCUUUAUUAUUAAACUAAUGUUCCUAAGUUAAAAGUCGAACAAAUACUCUAAAAGUAUAUACCUACAUAUUGUAACGGUUGACCCUCUAACAUCUACCUCUAAAACUUUCUUCCGUGUAACGACCGUGCGAUGACUAAGAGCAAGUUCACAUGACAGUCGCUUAACGCGCUUGUCAUGUGAACGUGCCCUAACUAUCACUAUUAUAUUUUACCAUGUGUUAAGAAUUUUUUAUUGUUUAUUUAUUCGUUCUUGCUGAACAUAGUAGUGAUAACUUGUUAUUUUUUAUAUGUGUUGAAAUUCGUGUUUCAUUUGUAUAUCUUAGAAUAUGGUUUUAGAAAUAAAAUAAAAGUGGUAUCUUCGGUUUACAAUUUCUUUGGGAAAAUAUUCAAUUCGACGGUGUAGCUCCAAAACUACAUCAAAAAUGAAUAGUUGCAUUGAAGAGGAAAAGGUUGGCUGCUUCAGCAGUAGAAAAAUUAGGAUAAUGAUUUUGCUAAAUUACGACAAAAAAAUAAAAUUUUUAAUAAUUUGAUCACUUUUUUCGUACUAUCGGUAGAUUUCUUGAUUUAGUAGCUAUAAAAACUAUUCUAUGGAUAUUUCUUCAACUUAGUUUUUAAGGAAACUUAGUUUCCUUGACGAAUGUGAGAUUGCGUGACAAUAAUACUACCAAAACUGUCUACAACUGAAAAAAGAUUUUUUUAGUCAUCUUUAUUCUGCAUUUUUGUAUUUCAAACCAUUAAAGGUUUUAACUGGAAGACUGAUCAAUAACUGUAAAAAUAGGCAAAUGCUCAGAGCAUUGAUAGUUGUUAAUGUUCCAAUAUUUUUUAAGUGCUAUCUCCGUUACAGAGAUGGCCACUCAACUUUAGGAUCAACUACCUACUCUAAAGAGUUGUUUUAAGCUGCAACCUUAGCAUUCUCUGCAAGUCGGCACAAAGAUUAAAACUGCCCGAUAUAAAAUAUACCAGCUCGGUUCAUGGGAUAUUAAAAAUUUUAAAUUACUGUCACAUGAAAAUAUCACUAAAUUUUCGAUCGAGUCAUUCACUAGUAAACAGUUUUCCCCUCAAUUUUUUUGGUUCUCAUUUUCGUAAAACUUAAUGAACUUCAAAAAUUGAUUUUGCUAAAGCUGGUUGUAACUUCCGACGAGCACAAUACAGAUUUUUUUGCACAAUGUAAAUCAUUUGUUGUCAAAUUCGUUAAAUUAUUGUCUUUAUUAUUUAGUUUUUUUCUAAUUAAUUUGGAAGGUUUUUCAAAUAAGUCAUUUUCAGCCUUUCGUUUUAUCCCGUGACUUAAGACUUUUCUUUCUAAUAGGUUUUCUGAUUCUGGAUCAUGAUUAUGAUUAUGGUUUAUACUAGUUGUAAUUCGAUUCUUAUUUUCUCCAAUUGUUUUUAUGAAAGCUUUGCAAUUAUCCUUUACACAUCUCCACUUUGUUUCACCUGAAGCUAAUUUUCAUUUUUGUUCUUUAAAUUUAUAACGUUCACACACUAAUAACAAUUUUCCUCUUUGACUAAACAUUUCACUUAUACUUUCGCUUUAAAGAUGUCAUUAUACUCUAUUUUGUCUGGAUACUGAAUUAGCAAUUAAUUGAAAGAUAAAUUGAUUCCACUACGAGGUGUCGAGCGAGUAACAUCGUUCUGUAUUUUGUCGUGCUUUGUAAAAUAUAGUGCAAAAACAGUGACAUUAGCGUACCUUCAACUAUGUUAAAUCCAAACAUCUAACCAAGCUUUAUCCUAUGUAUCAGGCCACGGCCAACAUUUCCAACCAAGGGAAACUGUUUCUUAAAUUCGCAAAGAACCCAAAAUUUCUGUAAUUCCAAGAUAAAAUUAUUAGUAUACCUACUAUAAGGAGUAAUAAUACCUACCUGUUAAUCUUCGAGCCGACCUGGGGGUUUUAAAAUGUAUCAGGGGUAUCAUAAAGGGCUAAAGGAUUAUAGUGAGCCGAGAUGGGAAUACCCCGUUGAAAGAAUAGACAUGGCUAAAUGGGCUUGGGUCGGACAUGUCGCCAGAUUGACGGAUAAUAGAUGGACCAGAAAUAUUCUGGAAUGGUAAUCAAGACAAUAGUCAUAUCGAAGCAGAGGACGAUCAUCGACUAGAUAGAUGGAUGAUAUAAAGCGCAUCACCACAAAUCGAAUGCAAGCAGCUUAAGACAUAGAUAUGUGGAACAUUUUACGGGAGGCCUACGUUCAGAAGUGGACAAAUAUACGCUAGUUGGUGAUGGUACAAAUAUUUAGCUAUUGCCUAUUUUUACAGUAUUUAUCUGCCUUUAUUCAUUAUGAAAACACAUCAGUAGAUAGAUAUUUGAAAGACAUUUGGUACAGAUCUUCAUGGAGUAUAUUGGUCUUUAACAUCCAUUUUAAAAUCGUUUUGGAUCUACACUGUGCCCGCUUAAAAUAUUAGUGAAAUCUGCCUUCAGUCAGCAAUAUUAUCUUAAAUAAACCAAGUACACCAGCAAAUUUGUAAACCGAAUGUAUUUGUAUAGUUACUUAGUCUUAGUGAACUAUUAUUGGAAAAAGUUUAAAAUCGUCAAAAGUCAUGACAGUUUUUACAAGUGAACAAAGACAAAAUUAUACGUUUCCAUUUGUAUUGUUCAAGUAAUUGUACGAAAAGUAAGAUGCAUCCGAUCCAAAAACUAAUAUCUGUAAAAAGAAUUAGUUGGUAAAAUAUUUCUUACAUUAAAAAAUAAGAAUUA